Vespa velutina is the source of this 3454-nucleotide messenger RNA. Its product is annotated as cytochrome P450 4C1-like. Gene Ontology annotation, molecular function: monooxygenase activity; heme binding; oxidoreductase activity, acting on paired donors, with incorporation or reduction of molecular oxygen. Bases 395 to 1672 code for a protein of 425 amino acids. The transcript has 13 exons. Lineage: Eukaryota; Metazoa; Arthropoda; Insecta; Hymenoptera; Vespidae. The record is from RefSeq and is a predicted model, not a curated record.
UUGAUAAAUUUUUAUUUAAUUGUAUUUUACAAAUGCUCGUAAUUUAAUGCAUUGUCCAAGUAUAUAAGAGUAAUACUCGAAAGAAUCAUUUAUUCGUCUUGUAGAUUUAACCGGAACAUAUACUACGAUUGUGAGAUGUAACGUGACUUAAACGUUGUUGAACGUUCCUUUUUCCGAGAGAUCACGAUAUGGAAGAGUGGGAAGAAUUCUUCAUAAUAUUCCGGGACCAAAUGCAUACCCUAUAAUCGGAAGUUUACAUCAUUUUUUAAUUGACAAUGAAAAUAUCCUUGCAAAACUUUGGGCAUUAGAUGCAAAAUUUUAUCCAAUUUACAAGUUAUGGUCCUUCUGGUACUGGGCAGUAAGUUUACUUCAUCCGGAUGAUAUUGAGGUACUUAUGAGAAGCACUAAACAUAUUGAAAAAAGUCUACCUUACAAGUUCUUGAAUCCUUGGCUGUCUACUGGGUUGCUAACCAGUGGAGGUGAGAAAUGGCAAACACGUCGAAAGAUAUUGACACCAGCCUUUCACUUUAAUAUCUUGAAACAUUUCGUUGUCACUUUAAACGAUGAAGCACGGUAUCUUGUAAUGUCUUUAAAAGAGGAAGAAAAAGGAGGUUCUGUAGUUAAAGAUUUACAAGAAUUUAUCAGUCAUCAUACACUUAACAUAAUAUGUGAAACAGCUCUUGGUACAUCUUUGAAAGGCAGAGGUGAAUUAGAAUCUAAUUAUCGUGAUGCGGUUCGUAGUUUCAGCAAUAUCAUAGCUAUUAGAUAUGUGAGACCUUGGAUCUAUCCCGAUAUUAUAUUUGAAUUUUCUUCAUCUGGUCGAUUACAAAGAAAACUAUUGAAAACGUUGCACGGUUUUUCCAAAAAAAUAAUUUCCGAAAGGAUACAAUUCCAUGAAGAAACUAAUGGAAAAUAUUUACAUAAUAAUGAAGAAAUGGAUGAGAAUGAAAUCUCUUGUGAAGAGCGCGUGAAUGAUAAUAAAAAUCCGUUGUUCAAAAAGAAACUUGCUCUGCUUGAUCUGCUUAUAUCCGCUUGUGUGAAAGAAAAUAUAAUCGAUGAGAAAGGCAUCCAAGAAGAGGUCGAUACUUUUAUGUUUGAGGGUCACGAUACUACUGCAGCGGCGUUGUGCUUUGCAUUGAGUCUUUUUGCAAAACACAAAGAUGUCCAGAAACGUAUAAGAGAAGAAGUUAACACAGUUAUGCAAGAAAACUAUAAUUUGACGAUUCCGAUGAUUCAAGAAUUUUCGUAUUUAGAGAGAUGUUUGAAAGAGUCACUUCGUUUAUAUCCAAGCGUUCAUCUUAUAUUUCGUCAUUUGACACAGGAUAUGCAACUAAAAAAUUAUUUAAUCCCGGCUGGCUCGAUGUGUCAAAUAAACAUCUAUAAUAUCCACAGAAAUCCACAAUAUUGGCCAAAUCCCGAAGUUUUUGAUCCCGAUAGAUUUUUGCCAGAAAAUUUGAAAGGCUGUCAUCCUUAUUCCUAUAUCCCAUUUAGUGCUGGACCAAGAAACUGUAUCGGUCAAAGAUUUGCAAUGCUCGAGCUAAAAGUAAUAGUAGCUUAUAUAUUGCAUAACUAUCAUUUGGAACCGGUUAGUAAUCUUGAGGACGUAAAAAUGUUGGAAGAUAUUACACUGCAUUCGACCAAGCCUCUUCAAGUUAAAUUUAUACCAAUAUAAUAGGAUCUUUCUAGAAAUCAUUUUCUUCAAAAUGUACUCAGUGCAUUUCUUGGUAAUUUGUCGAGAAUAUGUGUCACAGAGAUAGAUAGUUAUAAGCAACGUUGUACUUGAUAAACAGUUUAAAAAUCCGUUGUGAUUCGAACAACAAUCUACGACAAGUAUAGAGAGAAAAAAGUAGAGAGAAAAAAGUUAUUAUUGAGAGAAUAGAACGUAGUUGCGUUGUUUUUAUUCUCGUUCUGGAAGAAUUAAACAAUUGAUCGGUCCAGUUUUGAUGAUAGAAAUGAAUUGAAAAAAUAGAAAAAAUUGAAAUGUAAUCUUCACAUUAUAUAGAAGACUGUUCUUGAAGUGUGAAAUAAGAUGAGCGACAUAAAAUCAAAAAUGAAAUUGAAUUAACAUUAAUAGAAUCGAAUGACAACGAUUCGAAAAUAUUUACGUAUAUGUUCUAUACAUAAGUCCUAAAAAAUUACAGUUAUGCGAAUAAAUAUUAAUGGAAGAAGAAUAGGAGAAAGAAACUGGGUGACGAAACUAUAAUUUCAUAAAUGGGAAAGUUUCUAUCGCAAGAUGUCUUUAACUUAGAUAUAACUGUCACUUUUUUACGAGGUUAUCAUAUCUGUAUAAGUUAUCAUACUAACCAUUAAUUCACGAUUCAAAAAUGUCGUUUCUCUCAUUCUUUCUAUCAUUCUUUCCUCCACUUUCUCUCUCUUUCUCUCUUAUCUCUCUCUUUCACCCUCUUUCUCUUUUUCUUUCUCUUUCUCUCACUCACUCUAUCUUCUUAUCUUUCACCGUUUCAUUGGAUUAAAAAGAUUUUAAUUUUUAAUUAAUGAAAUCUUAUAGAUACCUAAUUGUUAUUUUUAUAUAUUCUUUAUAAAUAAAAUCAUCGAUAUAUUCGAUUUUAACAUGGAUUUGAAUAAGAUAUCUCCAAUUCUGAUCGAUGUCUGAUCACAUCUUAAAGACCAUUGAUAUCUGCAUCAAAUAAGUGUUGAUUUAUAAAAAUACAUUACUGUUAUCCGUCAAGCACAUUUAUCGUAUUUCUUACCAGAUUAGUGUAUUUAAAAAAGAAACGUUCAUAGAAUAUAAACACAGAUCUAAAAAUAUCAAGAGCCGAAAUUUUCACGAUUUCACACUAUAAAUCAUGUGUUAUUUAAAUCUAGAAUCAAUUGUAAUUUUUAAUACACAUUUGUACACAAGUAUAUCAAUAUACAAGGCUAAUGUUCUUUUAAUAUUAUCUAUUAUUCCUGGAGAAUUAUUCAUUUCAUGUUACAACGAAUCAAUGAUCGAACGUGUCUUAAGCAGUAAUAUUUUCGAGAGUAAAUGCGAAUUCUAUAAAUGUAGUAUAAUAAUCUUUUUGUUUCAUUGUUAAAUAUUAUAGCAAGUUUUCCUUAAUAUUGAUACGUGUGAAGGUGUGCCUUUUUUAAUAGAUCAAACGAAUAAAUGAAAGUGAUUUAAUUUUGUAUUAAAGAUAAUGGUUGGAUUGUUUUCAAACGAUAUCGUCUUUAAUGAACAGUUAAAUAUUUCGACUUUGGGGGCUCAAUAGUUGUCGAAUGUAUAGUAUAUUUAGAUAUAAAUAAUGCCCAAUAUAUGUGUAUACGUAUUGUAAAAUGCAUAAGAAUACGUUCUGUUUUGGUACAGAGAGAGAAGAAGAUUUUCAGACCCACGUUUUAUUCAAGUAUUAAACGCACUCUAGAUUUAUAUAGUAGAGUUUGCUAUGGACGAAAUUGUAUUCCACACCUCUUCGUCCGAUUACUAGGUUGUACCCUUACUAAGUACAAAUCUCAUCACAUU